CCCGCGGCUCCUCGGGACCUCUUCGGCGGGCGGCGCUGCGGCCUGCCCGUGCGCCCGGCGCCCGCCCGCGCCCGCCCUCCAUGGCGUUCAUCCGGAAGAAGCAGCAGGAGCAGCAGCUGCAGCUCUACUCCAAGGAGAGAUUUUCCUUGCUGCUGCUUAACUUGGAGGAGUACUACUUUGAACAGCAUACAGUCAGUCAUGUUCAGCACAGGGGCCGUCCUGAUGAAAGGAAAAUCAGAGGGUCCUUAAAAAUAUGUUCAAAAUCAGUGAUUUUUGAACCAGAUACAAUAUCCCAGCCCAUCAUUAAGAUUCCUUUGAGAGAUUGUAUAAAAAUAGAAAAACAUGGAGAAAAUGGAGCCAAUAGACACUUUGCAAAGGCAAAAUCAAGUGGAAUUUCACUCAUUUUCAGUCAGGUAUAUUUCAUUAAAGAACAUAACAUUGUUGCACCAUAUAAAAUAGAAAGGGGCAAAAUGGAGUAUGUCUUUGAACUGGAUGUUUCAGGGAAAGUGGAAGAUGUUGUGGAAACGUUGCUUCAGCUUCACAGAGCAUCGUGCCUUAACAAAUUGGGUGACCAAACUGCCAUGAUAACAGCUAUUUUGCAGUCACGUUUGGCUAGGACUUCAUUUGACAAAAACAGAUUCCAAAGUGUUUCUGAAAAGUUUCACAUGGAAUGCAAAGCUGAGAUGGUGACACCUCUGGUGACAAACCCUGGACACGUGUGCAUCACUGACACCAACCUGUAUUUCCAGCCUCUCAAUGGGUACCCGAAACCUGUGGUCCAGAUCACACUCCAGGAUGUCCGCCGUAUUUACAAAAGGAGGCACGGCCUCAUGCCUUUGGGCUUGGAAGUAUUUUGCACAGAAGAUGAUCUAUGUUCCGACAUCUACCUAAAGUUCUAUGAACCUCAAGAUAGAGAUGAUCUCUAUUUCUAUAUUGCUACAUAUCUAGGUUUGGUGCUCACCCUUCAUUGUGCCUAUUUAUAUGAAGAGCACCAUGUUGCAGAGCACACGGCCGAGAGCUACAUGCUGCUGUGGCAGCGAGGACACCUGUCCAACUACCAGUACCUUCUUCACCUCAACAACCUGGCUGACCGGAGCUGCAACGACCUCUCCCAGUACCCUGUGUUUCCAUGGAUAAUAAAUGACUAUUCCAGCUCAGAAUUAGAUUUGUCAAAUCCAGGAACUUUCCGGGAUCUUAGUAAGCCAGUGGGGGCCCUGAAUAAAGAACGGCUGGAGCGGCUACUGACACGCUACCAGGAAAUGCCCGAGCCAAAGUUCAUGUAUGGAAGUCACUACUCCUCCCCAGGCUAUGUGCUCUUUUAUCUUGUUAGGAUUGCGCCAGAGUAUAUGUUGUGCCUACAGAAUGGAAGAUUUGAUAAUGCAGAUAGAAUGUUCAACAGUAUUGCAGAAACUUGGAAAAACUGUUUGGAUGGCGCAACAGAUUUUAAAGAGUUGAUUCCAGAAUUCUAUGGUGAUGAUGUCAGCUUUUUAGUCAAUAGCCUGAAGUUGGAUUUGGGAAAGAGACAAGGAGGGCAGAUGGUUGAUGACGUGGAACUUCCCCCUUGGGCCCUGAGUCCCAAGGACUUUCUCCAGAAGAGCAAAGAGGCACUGGAAAGCCAUUAUGUGUCCGAGCACCUUCACGAAUGGAUUGAUCUAAUAUUUGGUUACAAGCAGAAAGGUCAUGACGCUGUUGGGGCCCACAAUGUAUUUCAUCCCCUGACCUAUGAAGGAGGUGUGGACUUGAACAGCAUCGAGGAUCCUGAUGAGAAAGUAGCCAUGCUAACCCAGAUCUUGGAGUUUGGGCAGACACCAAAACAGCUGUUUGUGACACCACAUCCUCGAAGGAUCACCCCAAAGUUUAAAAGUUGGUGCCAAACCUACAGUUAUAAUGCUUCUGUGGCAGAUUCCCCAGCCUCUCCAGGUGAGGAGUCUUUUGAAGACCUGACUGAAGAAAGCAAAACACUGGCCUGGAAUAACAUCAGCAAGCUGCAGUCGUAUGAGCACUACAAAAUCCACAGAGAGGCAGUUACUGGAAUAGCAGUCUCUUGCAAUGGGUCUUCAGUCUUUACAACAUCACAAGAUUCCACCUUGAAGAUGUUCUCUAAAGAAUCCAAAAUGCUACAAAGAAGUAUAUCAUUUUCGAAUAUGGCUUUAUCAUCCUGUUUACUUUUACCAGGAGACGCCACUGUUGUAAGCUCUUCCUGGGAUAACAACGUCUAUUUUUAUUCCAUAGCAUUUGGAAGACGCCAAGACACAUUAAUGGGACAUGAUGAUGCUGUUAGUAAGAUCUGUUGGCAUGACAACAGGCUAUAUACUGCAUCGUGGGACUCUACAGUGAAGGUGUGGUCUGGUGUUCCUGCAGAGAUGCCAGGCACCAAAAGACAUCAGUUUGACCUGCUGGCUGAGCUGGAACAUGAUGUCAGUGUAGAUACAAUCAGUUUAAAUGCUGCAAGCACACUGUUGGUCUCUGGCACCAAAGAAGGCACGGUAAAUAUUUGGGACCUUACUACAGCCACUUUAGUGCACCAGAUUUUAUGCCAUUCAGGGACUGUAUGUGAUACAGCUUUUAGCCCAGACAGUCGCCAUGUCCUCAGCACAGGAGCAGAUGGCUGUCUUAAUGUAAUCGAUGUGCAGACAGGGAUGCUAAUCUCCUCUAUGACAUCAGAUGAGCCCCAGAGGUGCUUUCUCUGGGAUGGAAAUUACAUUUUAUCUGGAAGUCAGUCCGGUGAACUGCUCGUUUGGGACCUCCUUGGAGCAAAAAUCAGUGAGAGAAUACAGGGCCACACAGGUGCUGUGACAUGUAUAUGGAUGAAUGAACAGUGUAGCAGUAUCAUCACAGGAGGGGAAGACAAACAAAUUAUGUUCUGGAAACUGCAGUAUUAAGUGCCUUUUCCUCUCUUGAAUGUUAAAUUGAACUCUAAUGUAUUUUUAAACCAAAUUUUUAAAUGAACUGGUGAAUGUGCAAUUAUAGUAAUUAGAAGUUUUACCACAUGGAAAAUUUGUGGUUUUAAACUUUCUAAAUCAUGGUGACUUCAUUGAAAGCCAUUAGUUGCCAUCCUCCAAGGCACAUAAAAAAAAGCAGUAUUAGGGAGAAGACAUAACAUUUGUGAGGCAGAUGCUCAUCCUAGUAAGAUGACGGGCAGGAGACAAGAUCGGGCAGCAGAGAGUAGCUAAGAGAUGCUAAACUGGGCUGGAGGAACUUACCAGAAAGCACUGAAGAAUUUAGAACUGCCCUAGAAAAGGUGCAGUAUUCUCUACUACUUCUGAGUCGCUCUGUUUUGUCUUUCUGAUCUACCACAAUUGCUGCCCAUGGGGUUUUUGGUUAUGUGUGUUUUCAUGGAGUGGUUACUUACUUCUAUAAUGCUGUACCCAGAUUCUAAGAACCUGGGGAAGGAUUAGCAGUUCUUAUAACAGUAAGUUUAUUGUGUUAUAGGAAUUGUUUGUAUUUCAUUAUAGCUAUCAUCUUUUCUAUAUUAAAAAUAUUUUUCUGUAA
This is a messenger RNA of Cynocephalus volans (Philippine flying lemur), 3492 nucleotides long. It is a transcript of the gene NSMAF, whose product is annotated as neutral sphingomyelinase activation associated factor. Lineage: Eukaryota; Metazoa; Chordata; Mammalia; Dermoptera; Cynocephalidae. The transcript has 31 exons. Gene Ontology annotation, molecular function: protein binding. The record is from RefSeq and is a predicted model, not a curated record. Bases 81 to 2882 code for a protein of 933 amino acids.